Molecule: messenger RNA, 6876 nt
Organism: Salvelinus fontinalis (brook trout)
Lineage: Eukaryota; Metazoa; Chordata; Actinopteri; Salmoniformes; Salmonidae
Product: transcription activator BRG1-like
Exons: 36
Coding region: 248-5368 (1706 amino acids)
Biological process (GO): positive regulation of transcription by RNA polymerase II
Cellular component (GO): nucleus
Molecular function (GO): ATP-dependent chromatin remodeler activity; transcription factor binding; histone binding
Source: RefSeq, a predicted model, not a curated record
CAUCACUGCAACGGUGAGGAAGGGGGCGCUCGAGCCAAGUCGUUGAAUCAAAUAACCGCUUCAAGCGCAGCUCCACUGUUUACGAAAGAGCAAGGGUGAGAACAUUAAUUACGACAGUCGCGACGUCUCUAAUAGAACCAAAUUCAGGACAACGGGACACCGGCGAGCCUUGAAUUUAUCCCGGUGGUCCCUACUAUCAUCCAAAAGCAGGAGGGUCUUCCCCCUCCAACCAACCCAUCCAUUCAGGAUGUCCACUCCAGACCCUCCCAUGGGGGGUACCCCUCGACAGGGUCCUUCCCCAGGCCCGGGGCCCUCUCCUGGGGCAAUGCUUGGCCCCAGCCCUGGUCCUUCUCCAGGGGGGUCCUCUCACAGCAUGAUGGGGCCCAGCCCAGGGCCUCCAUCCUCAGGUCACCCCCUGCCUCAGGCUGGGCCCUCUGGAUACUCCCAGGAGAACAUGCACCCUCUGCACAAACCACUGGAAGGUAUGGAGAGAACUACCAUGGAGAGGACUGCCAUGGAGAGGACUAGAAAUACCAUGGAGAGGACUGCCAUGGAGAGGACUGGUAUGGAAAGGACUGGUAUGGAGAGAACUGGUAUGCAUGAGAAGGGCAUGAGUGAGGAGUCACGCUUUGCCCAGAUGAAGGGCAUGAGACAGGGAGGGCACAGUGGCAUGGGCCCUCCUCCCAGCCCCAUGGACCAACACUCUCAAGGCUACCACUCCCCACUUGGCGGCUCUGACCACUCCAGCCCCGUCCCUUCCAACGGGCCCCCCUCUGGCCCUCUCCAACCCUCUAGCGCAGGCCCAAGCCCCUCAGACACCUCCUCCAACCCGGACUCCCAAACCCUGGGGGGCCAGAACCAGUUGCACAACCGUCCCGGUGGGCCCCAGCAAAGUGGCCCCGGCCCUGUUGGCCCCGGAGGAGGCCCUACUCCUUUCAACCAGAACCAGCUUCACCAGCUGCGGGCCCAGAUCAUGGCCUAUAAGAUGCUGGCCAGGGGGCAGCCAAUACCGGACCAUCUCCAGAUGGCUGUCCAGGGGAAGAGGCCCAUGGGAUGCAGCCCAGGGAUGCCGGGUCCGGGGCCAGGGCAGGGGGGACUGGGGCAGCCCAUGCCCAGCCUGGCUCCUGGAGGUCCUGGAGGUGUGGGGCCAGGACAAGGACCAGGAGGACCCAUGGGCCAGGGCUACAGCAGAGCUCACGGGAUGAUGGGACCCAACAUGCCCCCUCCAGGCCCCUCUGGUCCAACAGGCAUGCAGGGCCAGAACCCCAACGGACCCCCCAAGUCCUGGUCUGAAGGUCCAAUGGUAAACGCCGCCGCCCCCUCUAACGCCCCCCAGAAGUUGAUCCCUCCCCAGCCGACGGGCCGUCCCUCCCCCGCUCCACCCUCCAUACCCCCCGCGGCCUCCCCAGUCAUGCCCCCCCAGACCCAGUCCCCUGGGCAACCGGUCCAGCCCCCACCCAUGGUGCCCCACCAUGCUAAGCAGAACCGCAUUACCCCCAUCCAGAAACCCCACGGACUCGACCCGGUGGAAAUACUGCAGGAGAGGGAGUACAGACUGCAGGCUCGUAUCACCCACCGUAUAGCUGAGUUGGAGAACCUCCCUGGCUCUCUGGCUGGAGACCUGAGGACCAAGGCCACCAUCGAACUCAAGGCCCUCCAGCUGCUCAACUUCCAGAGACAGCUGCGUCAGGAGGUAGUGGUGUGUAUGCGUAGGGACACAGCUCUGGAGACGGCUCUGGACGCUAAGGCCUACAAGAGGAGCAAGCGCCAGUCCCUACGAGAGGCCCGCAUCACAGAGAAACUGGAGAAACAGCAGAAGAUCGAACAGGAGCGCAAACGUCGACAAAAACACCAGGAGUAUCUGAGCAUUAUCAUGGCCCACGCCAAAGACUUUAAGGAGUACCACCGCUCCAUCACAGCUAAGAUCCAGAAAGCCACCAAGGCCAUGGCCACGUACCAUGCCAACACAGAGCGUGAGCAGAAAAAGGAGAACGAGCGCAUCGAGAAGGAGAGGAUGAGGAGGCUGAUGGCUGAGGAUGAGGAGGGCUACCGUAAGCUGAUUGACCAGAAGAAGGACAAGCGUCUGGCCUACCUGCUGCAGCAGACGGAUGAGUACGUGGCCAACCUCACUGAGUUGGUCCGGGCUCACAAGCUGGUACAGGCCCUCAAAGAGAAGAAGAAGAAGAGGAAGAAGAAGAAGCUGGAGAACGCUGAGGGUCAGACUCCUGUACUGGGACCUGAUGGAGAACCUCUAGAUGAGACGUCCCAGAUGAGUGACCUACCAGUGAAGGUGAUCCACGUGGACAGUGGUAACAUCCUGACAGGGGCGGACGCUCCUAAAGCUGGACAGCUGGACACAUGGCUGGAGAUGAACCCUGGGUACGAAGUGGCCCCUCGCUCUGACAGUGAAGACAGUGGAUCGGAAGAGGAGGAGGAGGAAGAGGAGGAGCCCCAGCCGGCAGUGCCUCCAGUAGUGGUCCUCCCAGGGUUAGUGGGGUUAGAGGAGAAGAAGAAGAAGAUCCCAGACCCCGACAGUGAAGAAGUAUCAGAGGUGGACGUACGACACAUCAUAGAGCACGCUAAACAGGAUGUGGAUGAUGAGUAUAACAGUGCAGAGGCAGCGUUCGCUCGGGGACUCCAGUCUUACUACGCUGUGGCCCAUGCGGUCACUGAGAGAGUGGAGAAACAGUCCACUAUACUCAUCAACGGACAACUGAAACAGUACCAGAUUAAAGGUCUGGAGUGGCUGGUGUCUCUCUACAACAACAAUCUGAAUGGUAUCCUGGCUGAUGAAAUGGGACUAGGAAAGACCAUCCAGACCAUCGCUCUCAUCACGUACCUGAUGGAGAACAAACGAGUCAACGGACCUUUCCUCAUCAUAGUACCGCUCUCAACUCUCUCUAACUGGGUGUAUGAGUUUGACAAGUGGGCUCCGUCUGUAGUGAAAGUCUCCUACAAGGGCUCCCCUCAGGCCAGAAGGGCCUUCAUCCCCCAGCUACGCAGCGGCAAGUUCAACGUUCUCCUCACUACCUAUGAGUACAUCAUCAAGGAUAAACAGGUCCUAGCCAAGAUCCGGUGGAAGUACAUGAUUGUGGACGAGGGCCACCGGAUGAAGAACCACCACUGUAAGCUGACCCAGGUCCUCAACACCCACUACCUGGCCCCCAGGAGAGUGCUCCUAACUGGGACACCGCUCCAGAACAAGCUGCCUGAGCUCUGGGCCCUGCUCAACUUUCUCCUGCCCACCAUCUUUAAGAGCUGCAGUACCUUCGAACAGUGGUUCAAUGCACCAUUCGCUAUGACUGGAGAGAAGGUGGAUCUAAAUGAAGAGGAGACCAUCCUGAUUAUCCGUCGCCUCCACAAGGUGCUCCGCCCCUUCCUGUUACGCAGGCUCAAGAAGGAAGUAGAGGCUCAGCUACCGGAAAAGGUGGAGUAUGUAAUAAAGUGUGAUAUGUCAGCGCUCCAGAGGGUUCUGUACAGACAUAUGCAGGCCAAGGGAGUCCUACUGACAGACGGCUCUGAGAAGGACAAGAAGGGUAAAGGAGGUACCAAGACUCUGAUGAACACCAUCAUGCAGUUGAGGAAGAUCUGUAACCAUCCCUACAUGUUCCAACAGAUAGAGGAAUCUUUCUCUGAGCAUUUAGGAUUUUCCGGAGGGAUAGUGAGUGGUCUUGACCUGUACCGAGCCUCAGGGAAGUUUGAGGUGCUGGACCGUAUCCUGCCCAAGUUGAGGGCCACCAACCACAAGGUGUUGUUGUUCUGUCAGAUGACCUCACUCAUGACCAUCAUGGAGGACUACUUCGCCUACCGCAACUUCAAGCACCUGCGUCUGGACGGCACCACCAAAGCAGAUGACAGGGGCAUGCUGUUGAAGGCGUUUAACGACCCGGCCUCCCAGUACUUCAUCUUCCUGCUCAGUACCAGAGCCGGGGGGCUGGGCCUCAACCUGCAGUCAGCUGACACCGUGGUCAUCUUCGACUCUGACUGGAACCCUCACCAGGACCUGCAGGCCCAGGACCGUGCGCACCGCAUCGGCCAACAGAACGAGGUCCGUGUCCUGCGUCUCUGCACCGUCAACUCCGUAGAGGAGAAGAUCCUGGCAGCGGCCAAGUACAAACUCAACGUGGACCAGAAGGUCAUCCAGGCCGGCAUGUUUGACCAGAAGUCAUCGAGCCACGAGCGCCGGGCUUUCCUGCAGGCUAUCCUGGAGCACGAGGAACAGGACGAGGUCGGGGCCCCGGGCGGCGUGUGGAAGUCUGGGGGGUCUUGGGAGGAGGACGAGGUGCCAGACGAUGAGACGGUCAACCAGAUGAUCGCCAGGAGCGAGGAGGAGUUUGACCACUUCAUGCGUAUGGACCUGGACAGGAGGCGUGAGGACGCUCGUAACCCCCGCCGUAAGCCCCGUCUGAUGGAGGAGGACGAGCUGCCCACCUGGAUCAUGAAGGACGACGCAGAGGUGGAGAGACUCACCUGUGAGGAGGAAGAGGAGAAGAUGUUCGGGAGGGGGUCCCGCCAGCGCAAGGAGGUGGACUACAGUGACUCACUCACUGAGAAGCAGUGGCUCAAGGCCAUUGAGGAAGGCACGUUAGAGGAGAUCGAGGAGGAGGUGCGUCACAAGAAGACCACCCGGAAGCGAAAGCGUGACCGCGAUGACCUCCCUGGCCCCUCUUCCUCCUCGGGGGGCAGGCGGAGCCGGGACAAGGACGAGGACGGGAAGAGACAGAAGAAGAGGGGACGCCCCCCCGCAGAGAAACUCUCCCCCAACCCCCCCGCUCUCACCAAGAAGAUGAAGAAGAUAGUGGACGCUGUUAUUAAAUACAAAGACAGCAGUAAUGGUCGUCAACUGAGUGAGGUCUUCAUCCAGCUGCCCUCGCGCAAAGAGCUGCCAGAGUACUACGAGCUCAUCCGCAAGCCUGUCGACUUCAGGAAAAUCAAGGAGAGGAUCCGUAGCCACAGAUACCGUAGUCUAGGAGACCUGGAGAGAGAUGUGAUGCUACUCUUUCAGAACGCACAGACCUUCAACCUGGAGGGAUCACUGAUCUACGAGGACUCCAUCGUGCUCCAGUCGGUGUUCACCAGUCUGAGACAGAAGAUCGAGAAGGAGGAGGACAGCGAGGGAGAGGACAGUGAGGAAGAGGAGGAGGACCUGGACGAAGGCUCCGAGUCAGAGUGUGAGUCAUCACUGAAGAAAGGAUCCCGCUCAGUGAAGGUGAAGAUCCGCCUGGGACGGAGAGAGAAGAGUAGUGACCGGGGGAAGGGUAGGAGACGUAUGGGACGCACCCGAGCCAAACCUGUAGUCAGCGACGACGACACUGAAGAGGAGCAGGAGGAGGAACGCUCCCCUAGUGGCACUGAUGAAGAAUCCUAAAUGGAAACUAGCUGCUUACGCCAAGGUCCAACUCUACUUCCAUUAUUACCAGGUUUUGUUCAACUCCAUUUCAUAUCUACUUGGGAAUGUGGAAUUUCACUUAAUAUUGAUGCCAAUUCCCACCCUGUUAUGUACAUUAGCACAGCUUUCAUAACAUCAACUACUGGACAUGACGCACUGCUUAGGUCUGGAAAAUAGACGAAUUCUGCCUCAUCCUGUUAGUCGAUCUAAACAACCUUGGUAAUGUAAUAUGUGUCAAUUACUAAAAGUGUUAUUUAUUAUGUCUGAUGUCUUUUGGGGGGUAAGUUGAGGCCAUAUACAGUGCCUUCAGUAAGUAUUCAUACUGCUUGACUUAUUCCACAUUUUGCUGUGUUACAGCCUGAAUUCAAAAUAUAUACUUUUUUUGGGACACCCAUCUACACACAAUACCCCAUAAUGACAAAGUGAAAACAUGUUUUUACAAAUGUUUGCAAAUGUAUUGAAAAUGAAAUAUCUCAUUUACAUAACUUGAGUCAAUACUUUGUAGAAGCAUCUUUGGCAGCGAUUACAGCUGUGAGUCUUUCCGGGUAAGUCUCUAAGAGCUUUCCACACCUGGAUUGUGGAACAUUUACCUUUUAUUAUUUUCAAAAUUCUGUCAAAUUGGAUAUUGAUCAUUGCGAGACAACCGUUUUCAGGUCUUGCCAUAGAUUGUCAAGCCUAUUUAAGUCAAAACUGUAACUCGGCCACUCAGGAACAUUCACUGUCUUCUUGGUAAGCAACUCCAGUGUAUAUUUGGCCUUCUGUUUUAGGUUAUUGCCCUGCUGAAAGGUGAAUUUAUCUCCCAGUAUUUGGUGGAAGGCAGACUGAACCAGGUUUUCCUCCAGGAUUUUGACUGUUCUUAGCUGCAUUGUUUAUUUCUAUCCAGAAAAACUCCCCCAGUCCUUAACAAUUACAAUAUGUAGAGUGGUACUCGGUAAUGGAUUUGCCCACAAAAACAUUGCAUUGCUUUUCCACAUUUUUUGUACUAUUACUUUAGUGCUUUGUUGCAAACAGGAUAUAGUUUUAUUCUGUACAGGUUUCCUUCUUUUCACUCUGUCAUUUAGGUUAGUAUUGUGGAGUAACUAGAGUGGUGUUGAUCCAUCCUCAGUUUUCUCCUAUCACAGCCAUUAAACUCUGUAACUGUUUUAAAAUCACCAUUGGCCUCAUGGUGAAAUCCCUGAGCAGUUUCCUUCCUCUCUGGAAACUGAGUUAGGAAGGACGCCUGUAUCUUUGUAUCGACUGGGUGUAUUGAUACACCAUCCAAAGUGUAAUUAAUAACUUCACCAUGCUCAAACGGUUAUUCAAUGUCUGCUUUUAUUUUUACCCAUCUACCAAUAGGUGCCCUUCUUUGCUAGGCAUUGAAAAACCUCCCUGGUCUUUGUGGUUGAAUCUGUGUUUGAAAUUCACUGCUCAACUGAGGGACGUUACAAUUAUCUGUAUGUGUGGGAUACAGAGAGGGGGUAGUUAUUCAAAAAUCAUGUUUAACACUA